AUGUCGCUGCUCAACGCAAGGCCGCUGGACUUCGAUACAACCUGGAAGCUCCUGCAGAGUGAAGUGAGCAGGCUGGUCACAGACCCCACAGUCGGGAUCUCCAACCAGAAGUUCGUCCAGUGUCACACGUACAUCUACAAGAUCUGCACCAUACCGCAAGGCAGGGAGGGGAAGCCUCUCGCGGACCGCCUCUACUACGAGCUGAAGGGAUGCCUGGAGAGAGUGUGCAAGCAGAUUGCCAGGGAGCUGCUGGUGUCGAGCAACCUGCUGCCGCUCUACCUCGCCAAGUGGAAGAACUUCGCCAUCGGCUUGCGGUGUGUCAACGCCAUCUUCGACUACCUCAACAGGUUUUGGAUCAGGUCCCACUGCCAGGAGGGGCUGAUACCGGAGGACGGAGUGUACCCGAGCGUCCUUGAGAUGGGGACGGCGGUGUGGCGGGACAACGUGCAGGUCAUCCCGGUAGCGCAACAGAUGCUCGAGGCGAUGUGGAGCCAUAUCUGUGAAGGCAGGAAGGGAGCCCUGUUGGAGUUCAGCUUGAUCCGGGAGAUCCUCGGGGUAUACAGGGAGCUGGGCUGCCGGCCCGACAGCGGGAGGGUGUAUGACUCGGACUUUGCGGGCCCCUUUGUCCAGCUGACCUUCCAGUUCUACUCGCAGGAGGCGCUGGAGUUGAUGGCGGCCCAAGACUUUGACGCAUACGCGCUCAGGGCGCACGAGAGCAUAUCGUCGGAGCUGGCUGCGGCCUCGCGCUUCCUCCUCCCUGAGACGCUGCCAGAGCUCUGCAUGGCCUGCGAGAGGGCCUUCAUCGAGGAGCAGAAGCCUUGGCUACAGUCCAUCUUCGAGGCUCUCCUGCUGCAGGACGACAUGCGCGAGCAGCUCUGGCGGCUGUACGCGCUGCUAAGGAGGGUAGACGGGGCACUGGACGGGGGGAGAACGAGCCUCUUUGAGCUCAUCUCAAGGGAAGGGACGGCGGCGAUGGCGGCGCUGGAGGAGGGAGAGGAUGGGGAGGGCAGGCAGGGUAUCGAUCCAAGCAUGUUCCUGUCGACCUUCACGGAGCGACUGGAGUACUACUACACCCUCGUGCACGACAGCCUCGAGGAUGACGCCGAGUUCCUCAACGCCGUGGCAAAGGCGCUGGUCGUCGUCGUCAACUCCAUCAAGAGCUGCGCGCUGCUGCUCGCCCAGCAUGCGCACUCCGUGCUGGACAAGCACGGGGCCCGCGAGCGCGGGAUAGGAUGCGACACCGUCUCCGCGAUGACGGACGUUGUGACCUGCCUCAAGUACGUGCUUGACAAGGACAUCUUUCAGGAGAACUACGUCAGACUGUACGCACAGCGGCUGAUCCUGGAUUCGUCGAUCUCGCAGGAGGCGGAGGAGUUCAUGAACGAUUCCCUGCGGUCAGUCUGCUCCCCUGACUUCAUCUCCCGUCUGCAGAGGAUGCUGGCGGACAAGGUGAGGAGCAAGGAGCUGGAGGACGACUUCUACGACGACUACGAUGCCGACACGAGCGUCUGCGGCAUGCAUGUGCUCCUCCUCACUGCCGGGACCUGGCCCAUCGCCAUCCCCUCCCCCAUCCCCAUUCCCGACUGCCUGCGGCAGGGGAUCGAGACGUUCGAGGUGUUUUACGGGAGCAAGUACAAGGGAAGGAGGCUGUCUUGGAUGCUGCAGCUGGGCAAGGCCGAAGUUCGCGGGUUCUUCUCGAGGACGUACGAGUUCUCCGUGAGCAUGGCGCAGCUCUGCGUGCUGAUGGCCUUCAACACUGCCCCCUCCCUCUCCUUCCCGGAGCUCCUGACGAUGACCGGCUUCGAGGAGGAGGAGCUCGAUCAGGUGCUGCGGUCGCUUGCCAAGUCCAAGCUCCUCCUGCAGGUCAAGACGUCGGACGCUGCAGGCACAGAGGAGGGAGAUCGGAGCGGGGAGGAGUCGGAAGGGUCGGAGAGGAGGAGGGAGGAGAUGAAGAUGCUGGUGAACGACAAAUACAGCAACAAGAAGACGAGAGUGAGGAUCGUUCCUCACAUGGCCAUGGGGAAGAAGGAGGAAGCCAGCAACGCGGCUGCAGAGGAGCUCCCUCAGGACAGGAACCCGCAGAUUCAGGCUGUGAUCGUCAGGAUCAUGAAGCAUCGAAAGAUACUCUCGCACAAUGAUCUCACAAAGGAGGUUUGUUCCCUCCUGCCCAGACAUUAA
This is a messenger RNA of Guillardia theta CCMP2712, 2178 nucleotides long. RefSeq lists its product as hypothetical. The transcript is spliced from 5 exons. The coding region runs from base 1 to 2178 and encodes 725 amino acids. Gene Ontology annotation, cellular component: cullin-RING ubiquitin ligase complex. Gene Ontology annotation, biological process: protein ubiquitination; ubiquitin-dependent protein catabolic process. Lineage: Eukaryota; Cryptophyceae; Pyrenomonadales; Geminigeraceae. The record is from RefSeq and is a predicted model, not a curated record. Gene Ontology annotation, molecular function: ubiquitin protein ligase binding.